Chiloscyllium plagiosum (whitespotted bambooshark) is the source of this 1980-nucleotide messenger RNA. RefSeq lists its product as uncharacterized. NCBI's taxonomy places the organism in Eukaryota, Metazoa, Chordata, Chondrichthyes, Orectolobiformes, Hemiscylliidae. The record is from RefSeq and is a predicted model, not a curated record. Gene Ontology annotation, molecular function: protein binding.
CGAAUAGCCAGUGAGGGAUUCUGAACUGAAGCAAGGCUCCGAAAUCAGAAUAUACUGAUCUGAUCAACAACCAUGGUUUCAAAUCAAAUCACUAUUUUUCUGGUAUUGCUUACACUGAAUGUGAUCCAUGGAAUGGGAUACAAUGCUGCAUAUCAGCGUCGCGGUUAUGGUCGGAGUGGUUCAGACGAAGAUGAUUCCUACAGUUCUGAAGAAGGAGUAUCAAGAGGGCCACGCGGGCCACGAGGUUAUCCAGGUCCACCAGGCCCACAAGGUCCACCGGGAGAACCAGGAGUCGGACUGAGAGGGGCUCCUGGUAGUACUGGGCCACGAGGACCACCAGGACAGUCAUCUGCUGGGAAACCAGGUGCUCCAGGAGCAUCAGGAAAGCCUGGUGCAAAGGGAUCUCCCGGAGAGAAAGGUGACAAAGGAGCUACUGGGAAACCGGGAGAAAAUGGCAGUACAGGACCAAGAGGACCUCCUGGCCCACCUGGAUUAUCAAUUCCUGGUAAACCAGGUUCCCAAGGGGCACCAGGUCGUCCAGGAUCACCAGGAGCACCUGGAUCAAAAGGCAAGUCUGGAAGUCCAGGUCAACCAGGCCCAAAGGGAGAAAAGGGAUCUGGAGCUCCAGGAGAACAAGGUGAAAAAGGUGAACCAGGACCAAGAGGGCCACCAGGUCCAUCUGGACCAAAAGGAAUAGGAAAAACAGGGUCUCCUGGUCCUCCUGGUAAACCAGGUUCCAAUGGGGAGAGAGGUGCCCCAGGUUCACAAGGAAAGCCAGGAGCACAAGGCCAGAAAGGGUCACCAGGUCCACCUGGACAAUCAAGAAACGGAUCUCCUGGACCUAGAGGAGAACCAGGGUCACCUGGAUCUCCUGGGCCAAAAGGCUCAGCAGGUCAAAAGGGAGAACCAGGAAUGCCAGGCAUUGGUAAACCUGGAAAUCCAGGACCAAGAGGAGAGCGCGGCCCUGCAGGCUCAAAUGGUUAUCCUGGAGAAACUGGGAAAAAGGGAGAGCCAGGUCAACCUGGACCACAAGGACCACGAGGACCGUAUGGCCCACCAGGUCAGGACGGUCCAAAAGGCAAUCCAGGGCAAAAUGGUGCACCAGGGCCAAAAGGCAAUCCAGGGCCACCAGGACCACAAGGGUUUCAAGGAUCAAAGGGACAACCAGGGCCAGGUGGUGCACCUGGAAAGUCGGGAUCUCCAGGAAUUCCAGGUAGACCAGGCUCAGAGGGUCCACAAGGACUUCCUGGUCAAAAAGGUGACCCAGGACUAUCUGGAGCACCUGGUAAAUCAGGUAGCCCAGGUUCACCAGGGGCACCUGGGUACCCUGGAAAAGAAGGAAUGAGAGGGUCUGCUGGACCACAAGGUCCAAGAGGUCCAGCUGGAGAUCAAGGAUCUCCUGGAAAUCCAGGAGAAAGAGGAGAGCCUGGUCCUCCAGGUCCUCCAGGUAACCCAGGUAAUUAUUAUGGAAAAAUAUCAGGCAAUAUACCUGGUUCACCUGGACGGGAAGGACCUCCAGGUCCUCCAGGACGUCCUGGUCCACCAGGACCACCUGGAAAAGUUGCUACGCAAUCAGAGAAACAUAAGAUACCAGCAUUUACAGCCAUCCUGUCUCAUUCGUUUUCAUCGACAGACCAACCAGUGGUGUUUGACAAAAUAUUAAUUAAUUCAAAUGAUAAUUAUGAUCCAUCUACUGGGAUUUUUACAUGCAAAAUACCUGGCAUAUAUCAAUUUUUUUAUCACAUACAUGUUAAGGGAGCAAGUGUUUGGGUUGGAUUAUACAAAAAUGAUGAAGCUGUAAUGUAUACAUUCGAUGACUAUAAAAAGGAUUAUAUCGAUCAGGCCUCAGGAAGUGCUAUAAUAAGCUUACGUAAGAAAGACAAAGUUUACAUUCAGCUAUCUUCAGAAGAAUUCAAUGGUUUGUAUUCAUCUGAAAAGAAAAGUUCUUCCUUCUCAGGAUAUCUAAUUGUUCCAUCAUGA